GCCGGAACUUUUUACCUCAGUUUCAGUGGAGAGGCGGAGCGGAAGUGGCGAGGCGGUCCGCUCGUGUUUUGCGUCCCCCUCCCUGUGAUAAGCCCUGCGGCGGCGAGGCCCUGCUGGACCUUCAUGCCAGGGUUUGAGUUGGCGCCGGCGGACGGGGGUUGCCCCGUGGUGCUGCCGCCUGGGGAGACAGUGAUAGGAAGAGGUGCCCUGCUGGGAAUUACAGAUAAAAGAGUAUCCAGGAAACACGCUAUUCUGAAAGUAGUUGGUGACCAGCUUAGCAUCAAACCGGUCCAUAUAAACCCCUGUUUUUAUCAGUCGACUGAAAAUGACCAACUAUUGCCAAUGGAUACUGAUAGAUGGCAUCAGCUGAGUCCAGGUGACAGAUUUUCCCUGCUAGUAGACAAAUAUAUCUUCAGGGUUCUCUUCAUUUCUUCAGAGGGAGAAAGUCUGCUAAGGAGAAAUGGGAACCUCUGUGUAAAAGACAUACCAAAUCGACCUACCUCAUCACUUCAGCAAACCAAGAUGCCUCGCGGACAGCCUUCAUCACAGCAAACAACAUCCUCCAACAAGAGCCAACUUUUGGAAGUAAAUUCACGAUUAGAAGAAGCAGCGGAAAUCCCAAAGAAGUUUUCUGCUAGCAUUUCUGAAAAUGAAGAAGUAAGACUUCUUCAAAGGAGAAGAGUGCUUCCAGCAUGGAUGCUGCAAGCAGACAUAAUAGUCCAAAGUUCAUCAGCCUCAGGUUCAGGAAGAGGAAAUAGUAGAGAAAUAAAACAAAGUCCAGGGAAAAAGCGAAAAAGGACUGAAAAUGAAGAUGCUGCCCUUGCUACACAGGAUAUAAAACAUCUAUCUGCUGAACCUAUUGUGAGAAAAAUGGAAAAGAAUGAAAGCAAAAUGUUACCCCAAAGAGCUGUAAGUCCUACAGGGCAAUGUAAUCGUCAACUUCAUAAUGAAGAGUUACAGCUCAACACAGAUGGACUCGCUUGCCAGCCUGCUGAAAUGGAUACAACUAAUAAAAAUGAAAACAGUUUGGAGAAUGUUAAAUGUAAUUCUGAGCAAUUUCAUCAGGACAUGUCACAAACUCCGGUUCACCAGGGUGAGAUUCAAGAGCUUCUUCUCAAUCCGUCUACCGAAACAAGCAUUUCUAAUGUAACUGGAAAUCAAGAUGUACCACAAAAUACUAACAAAACCGGACACCAGAGGACAGCUUGCCUCUAUGGGAGAAGCUGCUACAGGAAAAAUCCUAUACAUUUUCAGCAGUUCAGUCACCCCGGAGAUAGUGACUAUCAUGAUACGGAAUCUGUAACUCAAGCUGAAAAUGAUAACAGACCUGAAUGCCCUUAUGGAACUGCUUGCUACAGGAAAAAUCCACAGCACAAGCUGGAAUACAAACACACUGUGCCACCAGAACCUGAGAGGAGGCAGACAAGACCGAAGGCUAUUAAAAAAGGAAGAAGUGUUUUGGAUGAUGAUAGUGAUAAUGAUGGUGAGCCCAAUGAAUACAAUUUGAAUGACAGCUUUAUAGAUGAUGACGAAGAGGAAGAAGAGUGUGACCCUACUGAUGAAGACUCUGACUGGGAGCCAGAUUUUGAAGACAAGGAUGAUGAAGAUGUUGCCACACUUCUGAAAGAAGCACAGAAGAUUGUUAAAAGCAAUAAGUAGUUGUACAUAUAUUGCAAAUGUAGUGCACAAUUCAGUUGAAAUACAUGAAACGUCCUGAAUUCAAUUUAGUUUAAAUGAUUCACUUUAACCCUUAAAUCAAGUUGGCAUAAAUGUUCUCUUGAUUCUGUCCCUUGCAUUUAAGAAGACAAGAGGCAAUUUGGAAGACAGUCAAUAAUAAUUUAUUGAUACCAAUUUAUAUCUCAAGAUAUUGAGACCAAAUAGAUUGGUUAAUGAACAAAAAUAUAUUGGUCAGGUUGAGAGAGCUUACUCCAACUCAAUUAGUGUGAAGGGGAUGAAAGCAUUUAAAUCUGGCUCAGUAGUGCCAGUUGAGUGGUAAUUUCCCCUCUAAGAAUAGUGGUUUAGAUGAGCCUUUACCUCGAAAUCAUCUCUUAAAUUUUGCACUCAUGUAAAUCUUAAAUGCUGUUUUCUCACAGCUGGUAAUGUCUGAGAGAAAGUCGUGUAUCUUGAGUUGUAACACUUAACACUACUGAUUUUAAUGCCUGAUGUACUGUGCCACAUACGGCAUUGAGGCUUAAACUAGGAAGUUCAUGUUAAAUGAAGGGAACAUUAUGUUGCAUAUAAGUAAUCAUCAUAUACGGUAGAUCAUGACAGUUUUAGAUGGACAGUUAAACCAAGUUGGAAUUUGGUUCAUUAGUUGCCAAACUGGUAACCAGGCUGUAAACAAUCACUGUCUUUCAUAUUCCAGCUAAUAAUACAAACGGCAUUUGUUUUCUCUCUGUAUUUCAGAAAAAGGUUUAUAAAUUUAUGAUGAAAGCAA
This is a messenger RNA of Podarcis raffonei (Aeolian wall lizard), 2437 nucleotides long. RefSeq names its product aprataxin and PNKP like factor (gene APLF). Lineage: Eukaryota; Metazoa; Chordata; Lepidosauria; Squamata; Lacertidae. Gene Ontology annotation, cellular component: site of double-strand break; nucleus. Gene Ontology annotation, biological process: double-strand break repair. The transcript has 11 exons. The record is from RefSeq and is a predicted model, not a curated record. The coding region runs from base 124 to 1659 and encodes 511 amino acids. Gene Ontology annotation, molecular function: 3'-5' exonuclease activity; protein binding; DNA-(apurinic or apyrimidinic site) endonuclease activity.